UUUUUGGCCGAGAAGAAGGCGAGGGUCGAUGGCAAGGGCAACGCUGGUGGUGGAAACGGACGCGGAGGCCGUGCUGCUACCGCGCCAGAGUCGGUCGUGCCUCGGUUCCAGACGAAGCUCAGCAAACUUGGAAGGACACAGGACCACCGACGCACCUGCAGAAGGACGAACACCGACGAACAUGGACUCGCCUCUCCUCUUUGUCACCGUGGACAAAAAGCCUCCGUCGCCGGACGAAUUGAAUCCCGCCAAAAUCAAAGAUACCAUGUCGCAAGAUAAAGACAUCGAUGGGGUAUUGCUGAAAGCGCGUACAGCGUUCGCAAAAGGGAAAUCGAAACCCUACGAAUUUAGAAAGCAACAAUUGAAGAACAUCAUUCGCAUGUGCGAAGUCCACAGAGAUGAGUUUUAUCAGGCUUUGAAAGAAGAUUUAAACAAGAGUGUAUUCGAGUCGGCGUUAACAGAAAUCGAUAUUACCAUAAACGAAGCGAAAAACGCGCUCAGCAAUCUAAAAUCAUGGAUGGAACCAUACAGUGUACGUCAUCCUCCGAAAACAAUUCUUACCUUGUUAGACGAAGCGGUCAUCGUGAACGACCCAAGAGGAGUCGUCUUGAUAAUCGGGGCGUGGAACUACCCGGUCAACCUGAUUCUGAUGCCGCUGAUCGGCGCGAUAGCUGCCGGCAACUGCGUCAUCCUGAAACCAUCGGAAAACUCUCCGGCGACGUCUAAAGCGUUGACCAAGAUAAUUCCCCAGUACUUGGACAAAGAUUGCUACCACGUCUUGUUCGGUGGAGUGAAACUCACGGAGAAUUUACUGAAACGGAAGUUCGACUACAUUUUCUACACCGGAUCGAAAAGGGUUGGACAACUGGUGAGAGCCGCUGCGAACGAACACCUGACGCCGGUCACUUUGGAAAUGGGCGGGAAAAGCCCAGUUUUUAUAGACAAGACUGCGAACAUAUCGAUAGCGGCGAGAAGGAUUCUCUGGGGCAAAUGCAUCAACUCCGGGCAGACUUGCAUCGCGCCCGAUUACAUCCUCUGCUCCAAAGACAUCCAAUCCAAACUGGUCGAGGAACUUAAAAAAGGCAUCGAGGAAUUUUUCGGCGAGAAACCGUUGGACUCGAAGGAUAUCUGCAGUAUAAUCAACGAAGUCCAUUUCAAGCGGCUUUGCUCGUUGCUCAAGGAAGGAACGAUCGUCGUGGGUGGCAACAUAAGGGAAAAAGACAGAAAGAUCGCUCCCACAGUACUAACAGACGUCAAACUCAAAGAAUCAGUAAUGGAAGAUGAGAUUUUCGGACCGAUUUUGCCCAUUUACAACGUCGAAACUGUCGAGGAUGCCGUCAACUUUAUAAACGAGAGAGAUUUACCGUUGGCAUGCUAUGUAUUUUCGCAGGACAAAAAGGUUCAAAAGCAAUUCAUUACUGGAACCUCCUCCGGUGGGAUUUGCAUCAACGACACGGUGAUUUAUGCCAUAGUAAAUUCCCUGCCGUUCGGCGGAGUCGGAGCUAGUGGGAUUGGCGCAUACCAUGGCAAAUACACAUUUGACACGUUCACCCACAAAAAGAGUUGCGUCGUGAAGGGCUACAACGCCGUUUUGGAUCGUAUAUGGAGGAUACGCUACCCACCGUACACGACGAAAAAACAUCGUCUGUUGGCACACUUCUUGGGAAUGAGGAUGACCUUCUGUGGACCGCUGUUCGUAAACUCGAUUGUUUUCAUAUUCGGACUCAUCGUAGGACAACUGGGAAUACUUCUCUACAAGCGAUUCUCGGAGUGAUUUUCAUUAUUUAGACGGGAUAAUUUAAGGUUACAUCUAAUAAAUGUACACUGUUAGGAAUCAAGGUUUGUAUUGCACUAGUCAGCUGAGUUAUGGUUCUUGAGUAAAUAGUUUAACUUAGAGAGGGAGUUCAUGUUGCAUUAAAAUCUAUACUAUGUAAUAUCUAUAUUAUAUAAAUAAAUAUGCAUAAAAUAUAAAUGCUCGAGAGUACUACUGUAUUUA
Molecule: messenger RNA, 1996 nt
Organism: Cimex lectularius (bed bug)
Lineage: Eukaryota; Metazoa; Arthropoda; Insecta; Hemiptera; Cimicidae
Product: aldehyde dehydrogenase family 3 member B1-like
Exons: 11
Coding region: 29-1774 (581 amino acids)
Biological process (GO): aldehyde metabolic process
Cellular component (GO): cytoplasm
Molecular function (GO): aldehyde dehydrogenase (NAD+) activity
Source: RefSeq, a predicted model, not a curated record